ACGAUUUUGAGGUGUACGGUUCAAAUAGUUCAUUUUCAUAACAAGAUCUUUGUAAAUAUUACAAAAAAAAAUCAAUUAAGAUGACAGACACUAGUCAAACAAAAUCAGCUCAAAACGAAUCUACGCCAAACGAAUCAAAAUCAGGUGAACAAAAGAGUGGACAAGAGUCUGAAUGGGCGAAACGACUUUUAAAAUCAGCUUUCUUCAAUACGAGCGGUGAAAAUAAAUGGGGCUACGAUUUGUAUCCCGAGCGCAAAAAAAACUUCGAGCUCUCACUUUUCAAGGCUGUAACAAUGGAACAAGGACGUGAAUCAUACGAUAAAGUGAGGUGCGAAAAGAAUGUUUUCUUUUGCGCUCAAAAAAGUCCACUGGUUAAAACGAUGAUGGGUGCAUUGAGAUCAGCUGGCUGCCCAUUUGAUUUGACAAGACACAUAUCAUGUGAAACUUGCGAUGAAUCGGUGACUGGCGGCUAUGAUCCGGAAACCAAUCAAAUCGUAAUAUGUCAAAAUACAGCGAGAGACCGUGGAUUUGUACAGGGCAUCCUAACACAUGAAAUGAUCCACAUGUUUGACUACUGUUUGAAUAAUUUGGACUUCAAAAACGUUGAACAUUUAGCAUGUACAGAAAUUCGAGCAGCUAAUUUGGCGCAUUGCAGUUUUUUGGGUGCGUACAUGCAAGAUGAUGCCGACUUUUUUAAUAUCCGAAAAAAACAUCAGGAUUGUGUUAAAACAAAAGCACUUUACUCAGUAUUGGCUGUUCGACGGGAUCUAUCAAAGGCUGAAGCCAUCAAAAUUAUAGAGAAAGUGUUUCCAAAGUGCUAUGCGGAUUUAGAACCAAUUGGACGGAGAAUAAGAUCAGGCAGCGCUGAUCCAGAGCACGCUUAUGCAGAAUCAAAAUAUUAUGGCUAUUAUUGAUACAAUUGCAUUUUGUGGUUUAUUGUUGGCUUUAUUGAUAUUUAAUAUAUGCACAUCAAGUGAUUAAAGCUAAUAAAUUAGUGAAUUUUGUGCAAAAACUGUA
Contarinia nasturtii (swede midge) is the source of this 1017-nucleotide messenger RNA. RefSeq names its product mitochondrial inner membrane protease ATP23 homolog. Gene Ontology annotation, biological process: mitochondrial proton-transporting ATP synthase complex assembly; mitochondrial protein processing. The coding region runs from base 81 to 914 and encodes 277 amino acids. Gene Ontology annotation, cellular component: extrinsic component of mitochondrial inner membrane. The transcript has 3 exons. The record is from RefSeq and is a predicted model, not a curated record. Lineage: Eukaryota; Metazoa; Arthropoda; Insecta; Diptera; Cecidomyiidae. Gene Ontology annotation, molecular function: metalloendopeptidase activity.